AUGACAUUCGUUCGCUCACAUGUCUAUACGUCUCGAAGAGUUGCAAAAGUUUCCAUCUGUAGGGAAGCUUUGAAGAAGCUAAAGAAUGAAUUCCCAAACUGGAUCGUGCCCGAACGACCCAAAGAUUCAAUUUCACCACCUGGCUGGGACUGGGUAGAAACGCUACAUGAAUACUGCGUGCAUCAAGGUCUUCCCGAGCCGAAAUACACGAAGUAUGUUCAUCACAAAGGAUACCGCCACGAGGUAGAAGUGGACGGCGGUACAUACUUUGGUUCGCUCAAGUACUACUCGCAGGAGCUGCAGUCAAAACAGGGCGCAGCACAUGUAGCCCUCUAUGAUGUGCUUGUGAGAGAUGACAGGGAUGGAGUCGAAACAGGGGGCCUUCCAAACUUGAGGAACUCCAACGAAGCUUUACUGGCCGUUAUUCCCCGAGACCCGCGCCAUAUAUCCACGGGAUGGGUUGGGUCUAGGGGGGAUCUGAGCCCGGAACAGUUCAAUGAGACUCCGUUGGCCGUGGCUCCUCAAAAUCCCUAUAGUCCGCCGACUGAACCACGUGUGUCAUCAAAAUUUCUUUUUGAUGAGCACGAAGAGUCGAGAAGAGUAAAAAGACAUGGCGGUAGAAGCAAACCGCCAAUUAAUUCUUCCCGGGCGUGCAAACCAACUCCAGGAAACGCCAACUUACAGCCACUUGAAAACUGCCGAUUGGCGGCGACCCAAAGCUUUAGCACCACUCGGAACGCAGUGCAUGAAGCAUGUGCUUGGAAGGUCUGUGAUUAUUUGAUUGACAUGGUCAAGGAAGACAUGAUGCUGGAGCAGAAGGCGGCCAAAGAGCGAGAGGCAAUCACCAUGUGGGGUGAAACGGCUGCGAGGUAA
Aspergillus versicolor CBS 583.65 is the source of this 873-nucleotide messenger RNA. RefSeq names its product double-stranded RNA binding motif domain-containing protein. Bases 1 to 873 code for a protein of 290 amino acids. NCBI's taxonomy places the organism in Eukaryota, Fungi, Ascomycota, Eurotiomycetes, Eurotiales, Aspergillaceae. The transcript is spliced from 3 exons. The record is from RefSeq and is a predicted model, not a curated record.